UGCUCGAGCCACUCCCUCCCGCUGCAGGGCGGAGUGCGAGGGUGCCUUUAAAUUGGGUGCGAGGGAGCCGCUGCCUGCUCAUUCUCAUCUGUGAUGUAAGGAGAGCUUUUAGGUGUCUACGCCGAUCGCCUGACUUCGCCUGUCAUUUUCUGCCGAGCACCCUUUCUCUCUGCCACUCUGCCGCUGGGUAGAUGUGCCCUUAAACCACUUCCGCCGCCGAGCACCAGCUGGUCCGGACCUUGUCUCUCUCUGCCCAGCUCGACCUGGUGGUGCGUGCUCAGCUCCUUGCUCUCCCGAGGGUGCGCAGGCAUGGAAGGGGAGGAGGAGUGCAGGGUGCUCUCCAUCCAGAGCCAUGUCGUGCGGGGCUACGUGGGCAACAAGGCGGCGACUUUCCCCCUACAGGUGUUGGGCUUUGAAAUAGAUACCGUGAACUCUGUCCAGUUUUCAAAUCAUACAGGUUAUGAUCAUUGGAAGGGACAGGUAUUAAAUUCAGAUGAACUUCAUGAACUGUAUGAAGGACUGAAACUGAACAAUGUCAAUCAUUACGACUAUGUACUUACUGGCUAUACCCGGGACAAAUCAUUCCUUGCAAUGGUGGUUGAUAUUGUUCAAGAGCUAAAGCAACAAAACUCCAAUCUGGUAUAUGUGUGUGAUCCUGUGAUGGGUGACAAAUGGAGCGGGGAAGGCUAUAUGUAUGUUCCAGAGGACCUCUUUCCUGUGUAUAAGAAUAAUGUGGUACCUGUAGCAGAUAUAAUAACACCAAAUCAGUUUGAAGCUGAGUUACUUACUGGCAGGAAGAUACAUAGUGAAAAAGAAGCGAUAGAGGUAAUGGAUAUGCUCCACAAUAUGGGACCAGAAACGGUUGUAAUCACCAGCUCAGACCUUCCAGCUCCUUCAGGAAAUGAUUAUCUGAUUGCAUUAGGAAGCCAAAGGAGAACUACAGCAGAUGGCACUAUAGUGACACAAAGGAUCCGAAUAGAAUCUCCCAAAGUAGAUGCUGUCUUUGUUGGAACAGGAGACCUAUUUGCUGCCAUGCUCUUGGCUUGGACUCACAAACACCCAGACAAUCUUAAGAUGGCCUGUGAAAAGACAGUAUCAGCAAUGCAACAUGUUAUACAAAGGACCAUCAAAAGUGCAAAGGAUCUGUGACAGAAACCUGACUUCCAUGAAAUAGUGCCCAGCAUAGAUGAGAUCCACUACCAAGCACAUGUGCUGGCCUUGCUUGAAUUAAGAAGAGAAAAAAGUUAGGUGUGUAUUACAGCUCCCUCCCAGGUAUGAAAAUGGCUGUCAAAUUAAUUUAAUCUCAUUAUAAAACCUGGGUAUAAGCACACAAGGUUUCCUGCCUUGCCAAAGAUUCCAGGACUGCAUUUUUAGUGAACUGAUUGACUGGAGUAUAUAAACUGUGGUAAAGUGUCAUGUGCCAAUUAAGUAGUUUACCAUUUCCCUUAAAUGAAGAGGUUUGGUAGCCUGCUAAAAUAUUCAGUACCUCAACCGUCCUAGAGCAUAAGAGAGGUUCAGGCAACAUAAGGGGAUGGAUGGGUGGGUGGGUUUUUUCAGUAGGUACUGCACACAGGCCUUGGAGGUAUAACAUGUCUGAACCAUUCCCUUCUGUGAAUAAAUCCAAGAUUCCACUGUACAGAGGUGCUAAUCCUUUACUAUCAAACUAUUAAAAAUAUCCCAAGUCAUAUUUUUGUUUAGAAAGAAAUGAUGUGUAGAAUAUAAUGGCGAUUCUACCUCUGAUAGAAUAGGCUUGACUCAAUUUUAUCAGCUUUUUCCUUAACCAAUACUUACUGUGAAAUCUGAGAAUCCCAGUUCAUCUUCUGACAACUAGGAGUGAAGUGAAAGGCUGUGUUACAUAUUAAGACCAAUUCACUGUUUAUUGCUGUGAGUGAGGGUAUUCCUGCUCUAUGAAUGGAGAAUUAAAUUAAAGCACCAUCUAAUGAAUCAGUUCUAUCAGAGGCAGAGUUUUAACAUACUAAGCAUUGCUGUUGCAGUUUCUAUCCCUUUCAAAAACAUUGCACACUUUCUGGAAACGAACAUAGAUUUUUCUGGGAGUUUAAUGCCCAUUAAUACUGAUUAACCAGUACAGGCCAGUCUUCAUGGAUUUACAGUUAUUAAUGUUUUAUUCUAAAAUAAUUAACAGUUGUGCAUUGCAGUGAAAUAUAAACAUACCUAAAUACUUUGGAAAUCAGCAGAGUCUGUAUUCUUUUGCAUGCACUAAUCUCUUACUGGAGAUUAUACUGGUGUAGGCUUUCAUGGCCAGUAUCUGUUGUGCUGUGUUGGGCUUCAGGGUUUAGUGAUGAUAGCCUAGAGUCUAGACAAUAGAUUUUCUGAUGUUUCGCUGGCAACUGUGGUUGUGGCCAUCUUUGUCUCUGAAGACACCAGCCACAGUUGUCAACCAAGCACCAGGAACCUGUUGUCUAAACCAUAGUGAUUAAACCCUGAAGCCCUACACUGCCCAAUCUCUUUGAAAUUAUUAAAUUAGCUUUGAUUCUCUUUAUCUAUUAGUCUUAAGAUCAUGCACAAUUAAUUUUAACUCUUAUUUCUUUGCUCCCAUUGUUGAUUAUUCCAUAAAUAAUAUGGAACAGAAAAAAACAGGGUAUCAUAUCAAUCCACAAUCCUUCUUCUUUACAGGUAACCAGGGUAUUUUCAUUAUUUCUAUUAAAUAUCUUUUUCUUGGGACAUCUUUGAAACUCAGAUUCUUGCAAAAGUGUUCUCAUUAACAUGAGAAACUCUUGAACCAACCUGUGAAUUCCAUUCUUAGAAUCUUAAAGAUUUAUUAACUUUCAUUUAUUAAAAAUAUUUAAAUGAUCUAACCUUCAUACACCUGAAGGUUUUUUUUUCUUUCUCCAAAGUGGUCUUCAGCAUCAAACAAGUUUCUCACUUGUGGCCUAUUUUAGGGCUAGGGCAAUGUAAGACCUUCUCUGUCUUCUGGAAUAGCAUUUCACUAAUAUGUAGGCAUUAAUGUCUUUGAUAAGCAUGACAACAGCAUGGGCAGUAAGCAGAUGCAGAAACUCAGACUACCUUCGUCUUGCCUGCGAAAAGAAUUAAAAUGUAAACAACACUAGCACAUCAUUGAUUGCUUUCAUAAACUACAGUGGCUAAAUAUUGCCUACACACCCUGUCCCAGCCUUUCAGUAUGCAAUCAUAGCAUCUGUAUUUGAAGCUAAAAGGUAUUUUGAACCACUUCCCAGACACUGCACGGUUUUGGAAGCCAUAUUUGCUUCUCUUACUAGAAAAUGCCAGUAUAAGCCCUUUGGAGAAGAUAGCAUUUCUUCAUCCAGCUAACUGAUCAUAGCUUUCAACAUUCCAUUAGAUGAAUCAACCUCAUCUUGGUAGAAUUCUGAUUUUAGGUUUUCAGGUCAAAGCACAUCUCUGUAUCAUCCAGAUAUAUCUUGACUGGAUAGCUGGUUUGCUAUAGAAAUAACACCUUUAAAAGCGUUAUUUAAGAGUUUAGACCAAUUGAACUCUUACUUUUUUUGGGGGGGGGUUCUUUGUCUCUUUUUCAGAAUGUUCACUUUGACUAAGAACUUCUUUCACCUACUCUUUUUAAUUGUUGGAGGCAAAAUACAAACACAUAUUUAACAGAUCUGAAAGAAACACAUUCCCUUUAAGAUAAAAUCAAAAGGCAAAGUCUGUAUCUGAAAAAGAAUCUCUCUUGUUGAAGUAUGGAAAAAUUCUAUAAUUGACCGAAAUCCAGGCAGUCAUUUAUCUAUUGUUACCAUUUCCAUGAAAUAACCUUUAAGUCGUUAAAAUGUAGGAAAUGUGGCAGUCUACUACUGCAUGAGAUUCCUGCCAACAGAACCAAACAAAGCAGUUAUGUCAACAAUUGCCAUUCUAACUUUAAGAAGAAAAUCCAAUAUCAGUGUUCACUGCCCUACCUAGAGCCAACAUAGUAUUUGGACUGGGAGAAUAUAGGUUUUUUUUGGGGGGGGGGGAAAUCAGAGCACAGAGACUUUACAUCUGUUAAGCCUAUCUGGUCAUUUAAAAGAGUACAGAAUGUAUCAAGGAUAAAGUUGCAUUCUACUUACAUCACUACUCACAGUUUGGGGAAACUUGAAAAUAGACAAUCAUCCUUCCUGCCCUUUGCUCCUAGUAGGUGAAUUAGUGCCAUAAUAUUCCUAAAUCUGGGACAAAUAUAUUAAGGCUCUUCAUCUUUCAUAGAAAAAUAGAUAGUUAAAGCUGCAAUAAUCAAAAAUAUGCUACCAGUUGAGCUGGUAAUUCUCUAGGAGAAUUAACUUGUCUUUUACAAAAUUAGCUGUCUUUUCCCUUGUCAUAAGUUAACCAGUAUGUAUUAACUCAAAUUGAGCAUUUGGAAUUUGUUUUUUGUUUUUUAGAUAAAUAAGAAUCAUUUUAUUUUUAAAGAAAAAGUGAAUGUUUAUUCAAUGCAGAAUUUUAAUUAUGUCAAACCUUCUCAAACACCUUCUCUUGUAGAAUAAUCACCAAGCCAGUACAAAUAUAAUCUUAACCAGGCAUCCAGCUAGUCUGGAGAACAGCAAAAUAUUCCUUUUGGAGGAAAGAAAAGAUCCCUUCAAAAUCAAUCUUCAUCUUAUAAUAAAUUUUAAAUAUUACUUUAAAAUGAUGUAUUUUAAUACUAAAUAUUAUUUAUUUGUUUUUAAUGCUGGCUAAUUUUAAUCAUUCCUUUAAUUUUGAGGAAAAACCUACACUGUUACUCCUGCUAUAGAUAUUGAUUCUUAUGUUUGAGACUCAACAGGAAAUCACUAAAGAAAAGGAAAUAUAAAAGUUCAGUAUGUUAUCACAGAUCAUUGGUAGUUGCUGUGAUUUUUAAUUGCUUUACAUUAUCUGGUUAUAUGUACAAUCCAUCUACAUAUUACAUGGAACAUUGAUUCCGUUUUCCUAUGACUGUUUUUUCUUUUAGACAACCAGUUCCAAAUACUUUUGGAAUCAGAAGUACACAAAGCCACUAACAAAUACUUUAUAUGUUAGCAUAUUCAUUUAAAGGAAAGAAUAUUUCAUAAAGUAGUUGUCCUACUUACAGGCCCAUCAGCUGAGUUUCAAUAUAUACACAGUAGAGAUGACUGUUUCCCAAGUAUAUACGUCAGGCAUCAGCACUGUCCUCACACAUCUGUUUUUGUCUGGAAUGAGAUAAUAAAGAAAGGGAGAUGCUGUCAGUAUCCAGUCAUCUCUCUCUGUCCAUUUUUUUCUCCAAAGAGCAGUGAAAUGGAUCAGAAGAGAGGCAAGGGUUUGCUAUAGCCAUAGGUGAGGGUAACACACAGGCAUCAACAUUUUUAAAUACAUCCUACAGAAUGCUUUUUUUUUUUAUGCUGUGCUCUCGCAUGGGAUCUUACCAUUCUUUUGUGGGUAUUUUAGCAUUACAAAAAAAAAUGCAGUUGUGUGCUUGGCACCUUCAAUAUUGUAUGAGAUUAUAUAAUGGCAUGCACCAUCUCUAAAGGUUAUUAUUUCUUGGCUUGGCUUUAGCCAUUAUCCUAAAGUGUGAACCCAACUAUGUUUUUCAGCAUCAGCAACUUAAGAUAUUUUAAUGCAAGGACCUAGACUCGUUCUGUCUCUCUCUCUCUUUCUCUCUCUCUACACACACACACACAAACACACACACACACACACAGAGAGAGAGAGAGAGAGAGAGAGAGAGAGAGAGAGAGAGAGAGAGAGAGAGAGAGAGAGAGACAAAGCUGAUCUGGGCUAGCUGGAUAAGAAACAUAUUGAAAUUAAAGAAGUUAAAUAGUGUGUAUUUUAAUACUAGCAGAAGUAUAAUCAUAUACCUCUGUUUGACAUAUAACACUAAAUUGAAUAACUACUACUACUUUUUAGUAGUUGUUUUAACAAAAAUGAAUGGUAUUGAUAACAUGUUACUCAUAAGUAUCCCACUUUUGGCAAGGACCGUUUCAGUAUAUCUGUGAAACUAAUUUUUAUUACUAUGGUUUGAAUUGUUUGUGAUUUAUAACAAGGUAAUUAUGUUAUAAAAAUGUGUAACUGAAUUCUGGCAUGCUUAGAUUUUAAACAAAAUAGCUUCAGAAAAUGACAAUGUUAUGCACAGAAAUCAAUAGCAGGGAAAUGGUUAAGCAAUUAGUUAUCUUCCUGAAGUUAUUUUUUCUUUAAAAUAUACUGAGUAAGGAACCUCUACUACAUUUGCACAUACUGUAAUCCUUUACUAGGGUUAGGGUCAGCAGGACCAAAAUUCAUGUAAAAUGAAGUUCAAAUUAACUUUAAUGUAUUUAAUUGUUUCUCACAACCCUGAACUUAAAUAACAUGUAGAAAAUAAGUAGAAACAUACUUGUAAAACAUACAAAUCCUUGAUUUUAACAUGCUUUCAAGAAGCAUGUAUAUAUAUUAAAACUGCUUUAUUUUGAUAUUUCUUUACCAAAUUGUAUUCAAAAUGCAGCAAAUCUGAUCAACGCAAUACUUUACAAAAACUUUAGAGGACCAAGAUUUCUAGCUAAAGAUACUGCCUUGUUGAGUUCCCUGAUCUGUAAUCUUCCCUGGGUGGUGUUAAUAAUUGUCUGUCUGGUACUGUGAUCAUACUUGUUUCUUGAUUUAUAAUAUAUAGCAGGAAAGAUUGUAAUAAAAAUAUCUUUAUUCAAUACUACUCUGCAUAACUAUGGUUAGAUUUUUUUUGUUUUAAGCUAUGUCAAACUUAAACAAAACCAGAUUGGUUUUAUUGUGCUGUUAAAUCAGGUGGCCUUUAUUUAUUUAUUUUCAUUACUUGAUGUGACAUGUGGAUGAUGAUUGAAGAUCAUAAUGUGAAUGGUAGCUAAAGAUCAUUAUCAGCUUGUGAAAUGGCUAAAGAGAAUCAACAGUCAAAUAACCAUGAGGUCAUAUAAAGGGCCCAAACUACCCUGAAGAAUGAGCAUUUUCAUUCUAAAGUGGCAUGAUUAUCUGUAUCUUUAAAUUGUAUGGAGAAAAAUUAUACAAAGCUUUGGAUGUUUCAUUUGGAAUAUUCUUGAGCACAAAGGUAGCACUAUGCAGUGCAUUAAGUCAGACUAAGCUGCUGUUUUAAAGUAUUGCACGCAGGACCAAAAGUAUCUUUUGGAGAUCAAUUCCAAAAGACUACAUAGCCCUUAUAAUGAGGUUUUUAUCUACAUAAAGUGCAGAUAAAAUAGAUGAUGAGCAUUUCACUACAUAUUCUGCAUAUCUACCUAGUUUGAUAUGUUUACAAAGUAAGGUAGGGAUAUUCAAAGUGACUGAAUCUACAACUGAACUUCAGAAAUUGCCAGAUUGUAGCAAUGAAUUUAAUGUUUUUCCCUGGUUCUGAUCAUUGUUGAUUUGGUGGUUCUAAUCCCAGCAAUAGCUCAUGGCCUUUAGAUUAAGGCAAAGGGGAUAGGGGAUUGAUCAGUGCUUGCUACUACAUUAAAUUAACCUUUGCAAUCUCAUAUUCAGUAUGAAGAUAGUUGGGAAAAAGUAUGCAGAAACUUUGACUGUAUUAAUGAUCAGUGAUUCUGUUCUGUGAGCUGCUUACACAAAAAUCUGCAUUUACAACAACUGGAAACUUCUAGUGGGAAAAGAAUACUAGAGCCAGCAAUAUCAACCAAUUAAUAGACCCCUCUCAUUCCAUUUUUUUCCCCAAGAGUCUCCUGCUUUUAAACUUGAAAUGUUGUGGACCAUGUCUGUUUGUGGUGUAAACUGUGGCCUAAUAUUUUUCCUUUUCAAAUGGACCAUAGGUAGAGAUCAUCCUGUACAAACUUAAACCAUAAUAUUAAUCACAAGGUAACAUGACUUGGAGUGCUAAUUGAACAAAGCUGCAAUUUGAGAACCUUAUUGAAUUAUUUCAUUCAAAUAUAAAACACUGUGUUAGGUGUUGAGUAGUUAAUAGAUCACCUGCAUGGGAAAUGGCAUCAGAAUUCCAGCUUAAUUAGAAUACUGAACUUCCUCCUUUAGGGAUGCUCCACAUGCAAAUGCAUUUGUGCCCUCUCAGAUUUUUAAGAAGUGUAAAAUUUAGUCAAAAUAAAACCUAAAAGAACAGAAGUAGUGUUUAUGGUGGAAUUGGCAAAAUAUAAAAAGGAAAUAACAUAGCAAAGAAACAGAUUAUCCUCUUGCUUCCAUUUGGUUAAAGUGAGGCUAUGAAGAAGGGUGCGAUAUUUUGGCCAACUGCAUAUACUAUUUUCCAAAAUUCUAGUCUGGAUGAUGCCAUCCAAAGACAACUGAGACCUGUGUAACUGGCACCUAGUACUCCAAGUUUGCCUGCCUUUUUGAGCAAAAAUGUAUUAUUGAACUUAAGAUUUGUAUUAAAAAUCAUGAUUUGGGUGCAUUUAAAGAACACAAAGUAGAGGAAGCACAUAAAGAUACUGCUAAAUUGUGCCAUAUGUUAAUAAGUGGAAAUUGUAUCCUUGACAUAUUGCCUUUCAUUGCAUUGCUAAUUAGAAUAAUAGUUGUGUCUAGAAGAAUGUGGCAUGUGUACUUUGUGUGUGUCUUGAAGUUCUAUGUACAUGAAAUUAACGUAGAAAUUGAAGGCUUAGCAGUGCAGGCCUUCAGCAAGGGAAAUAAAAUUAUAUAUUUUUAUAGACAAUUGUACAAUUUUAGGUCUCAGCUACAGUACAUCACAUCAGCUUCUUCUAAGAAUGUAAAGCUGCAAGACUGGAUAGAAGAAGGUGGCUGUGGAAAUGAAAAAGAGAGUUCAAUCAAUCCCAACAGCCCUAGAUGGAUUUAAUAAAUAAAGAUGCCUUUGAAAUAUAUUUUUAGCUCUAAAAUAUUAAAUGGAGAAUAUUUGCGAGCAAACUUUCUAUGUCUAUGACAUUUGUGUAGUGCUUUGUAUUGAAGAAAUCAAAUGGUUCUAUGUUUAUACUUCUUAUUAAUUGUUCAUGAGUUGUAGGGACAAUAAGUAGACAAAUUGUUUUUAUUCCAGAAAAAAGAAUCUAUGUGAUGUGCAGUUGUGUAUAACUGUUAGUGGCCACUGUCCCUAUGAAGAAUGUUGUUUGUAUAUUUUCUGGUUUGGCACAUGUGACUUUUAUCCAUUUUGUAGUGAAGUUUACAUGCUAAAAUAUGUAAUAAGUAGAAAGAUAAUAAAGUCAAUGAACAAUCUAAGUAAAGACCAAGAUUUAAUUCCUGUUGAACAAAGUGCAAUGGUUAGUCUAUUUAUGUACUUUUUUAAAAAAUGGAAUCUCCUAAGUCUUGUUCUUCAUUAAAAUGAAGCGUAAUAGGUCA
Messenger RNA from Crotalus tigris (Tiger rattlesnake), 9117 nucleotides. RefSeq names its product pyridoxal kinase (gene PDXK). Gene Ontology annotation, cellular component: cytosol. Gene Ontology annotation, molecular function: pyridoxal kinase activity. The record is from RefSeq and is a predicted model, not a curated record. Gene Ontology annotation, biological process: pyridoxal 5'-phosphate salvage. The coding region runs from base 310 to 1149 and encodes 279 amino acids. The transcript is spliced from 11 exons. Lineage: Eukaryota; Metazoa; Chordata; Lepidosauria; Squamata; Viperidae.